Molecule: messenger RNA, 897 nt
Organism: Trichomycterus rosablanca
Lineage: Eukaryota; Metazoa; Chordata; Actinopteri; Siluriformes; Trichomycteridae
Product: homeobox protein OTX2-like
Exons: 3
Coding region: 1-897 (298 amino acids)
Biological process (GO): multicellular organism development; regulation of transcription by RNA polymerase II
Cellular component (GO): nucleus
Molecular function (GO): DNA-binding transcription factor activity, RNA polymerase II-specific; RNA polymerase II cis-regulatory region sequence-specific DNA binding
Source: RefSeq, a predicted model, not a curated record
AUGAUGUCCUACCUGAAACAAUCACCGUACACAGUAAACGGGCUCAGUCUGUCUACUACAGGGAUGGAGCUGCUGCAUCCAUCUGUUGGCUUUCAAGCAACCCCCCGCAAACACAGAAGAGAGCGCACCACGUUCACCCGCGCACAGCUGGAUGUGUUAGAAACACUGUUCACUAAAACGCGCUAUCCGGACAUAUUCAUGCGCGAAGAGGUGGCACUGAAAAUUAACCUCCCAGAAUCCAGGGUACAGGUCUGGUUCAAAAAUCGAAGAGCAAAGUGUCGCCAGCAGCAGCAAACACCGACCAGCACACAGACUAAAACUCGACCAGUAAAUAAGAAGUCUUCCCCAGUCAGAGAAACAAGCCCAGAGAGCAGCACCAGUGCCUCGUUUACCACCACCACAACCACCUCCUCCUCCUCUUCUGUACCGGCUUUGUCCACCAGCACUCCGGUAUCCAUAUGGAGCCCUGCAUCCAUUUCUCCCACCUCAGAGCCGAUUUCUUCCUCUUCUUCCUCAUCAUCACCUCCCCCUGCUUUAUCGUGUAUGCAGCGUUCUUACCCGCUCACCUACACCCAGGCGUCCGGUUACAACCAGACCUAUGCGGCCACUUCGUCUUAUUUCAGCGGAAUGGACUGCAGCCCGUACUUCGGGUCUGUGCACCACCAGCUGAGUGUCAACACAUCCACCCUGAGCCCCACCAACACCAGCGCUGUCAGUAAUCACAUGAGUCCGCCAUGCUCACUCACUGCUCAGGGCUAUACUGCAUCCGGUCUCGGGAUCAACGCGUGCGACAGUUUAGAUUAUAAAGAGCAAAGUGCAUCCUGGAAGUUUAGCUUCAAUACUGACUGUGUGGAUUACAAAGAUCAACAAUCUUCUUGGAAAUUCCAAGUUUUGUAG